AUGAGUUCUUCAUCAACUUCAAAUCUCCGCCCAGCCGCAUGUUUCGAACUUUUUGGUGCUCCAAAAGCAGCUCUUCUAACAGUUUCUAUGCAAAUUCUGACAAUGUUACUGGAAGUUGCUGUAUAUUUUAUUCUGGAAUCCAAAGGAUAUUUCGUUAGCAAUGAAGUGUUCAGAAUGGUGAUUCUUCCAGUUGCAACUGUUUAUAUCGGUGGAGCGAUUCUGGCGGCUUUUGGUGUUUUGACGAAAAGAAAAAUGCUGAUCACUAUUCAUACAACAAUCACAAUGACGCUGAUGCUUCUUACUGAUAUUCUUGCUGUUUCUAUUAUUCUUUUAAUGGCUAUUGGAAAGAGAUCUUCCUAUUUGAAUGAGCUUCCAGGACAUUUUGUAAACGAAAGAAAGUUUUAUAGUGUUCUCGGCCCAUUUUGGAUGUAUCUCGGAGCCAUUUCUCUGCAUAUUACUGUAGCUGUCAACAUGGCAUUUUUACAACCAUUGAAUGAGUUCUACACUUCUGUGCAGAAAGAAUCCGAGAUGGCCAAGUUAGCACUUCAAUCGAAUUAUUCAAAUGAGGAAAAGACAGCAAAGAAACAAGAAAUUGAAGAUCAAUAG
Caenorhabditis briggsae is the source of this 606-nucleotide messenger RNA. Lineage: Eukaryota; Metazoa; Nematoda; Chromadorea; Rhabditida; Rhabditidae. The record is from RefSeq and is a predicted model, not a curated record. The coding region runs from base 1 to 606 and encodes 201 amino acids. The transcript has 3 exons.